AUGAUAAAGAAUGAACGAGUGCAUCAGAAGGAAGUCAUCCAGACGCAAGGCUUCAACAGGACCACCGUGGUUACCCAGUUCACCCUGGUGGGCUUCUCUAGCCUGGGGGCACUCCAACUGCUGCCGUCUGUCCUCUUUCUUCUCCUCUACGUGACCAUCCUGCUGGCCGAUGCCACCACCAUGACUGUCAUCCGCUGCAGCAGGACUCUACACCCUCCCACGUAUGGGUUCCUGUUCAUCCUUUCCUUCUCCGAAUCCUGCGACACUCUUGGCAUCAUCCCUCAGCUGCUGGCCCACCUGCUCCCAGCCACCAAGGGCAUCUCCUCUGUGGCCUGUGCCACGCAGCUCUUCUUCCUCCUUGGCUUUGCCUGCACCAAUUGCUGUCUCAUCGCUGUGAUGGGGUACGAUCGUUAGGUGGCGAUUUGCCACCCUAUGAACUACACGCUCAUCAUGAGCAAGAGGGUAGGGUUGGGGUUGGUUUCCCUGUCCGGAGUCACAGGCUUCUUCAUUGCUUUGCUGGCCACCAAACUCAUCUGUGACAUGACUCUUUGUGGUCCCAACAGAGUCCACCGCUGUUUCUGUGACAUGGCGCCCAUCAUUAAGUUGGCCUGUGCAGACACACAUGUGAAAGAACCCGCUCCAUUCAGCCGAAGCAUUCUGGCGAUCAUGGCGCCUUUCCUGCUGAUUCUGAUCUCCUGUGGCUUCAUCGUUAACACCAUCCUGAAGAUCCCCUGGGCUGAGGGGAGGAAGGCCUUUGCCACACGCAUCUUCCACCUAGCGGUAGUCUUCGUGCACUACGGCUGUGCCUCCAUCACCUACCUGAGGCCCAGAUCCAAGUCUGCCUCAGACAAGGAUCAGUCGGUGGCAGUGACCUACACUGUGGUCACUCCCCUGCUCAAUCCUCUGGUCUACAGUCUGAGGAAUCAGGAGGUGAAGUCUGCCCCGAAAAGAUUUUUGGGAAAGCCCUGGAACCACCAAGGUGAUCUAACAAAAAACCCUAAAAUUAACGAGGGAAGUUACAGGAGAAAUCAAAGGCGGGACGCUUUCUCUGUCUUUUUACCAAUCCAGUCCUGA
This is a messenger RNA of Lynx canadensis (Canada lynx), 1074 nucleotides long. RefSeq names its product olfactory receptor 10T2-like. The record is from RefSeq and is a predicted model, not a curated record. Gene Ontology annotation, cellular component: membrane. NCBI's taxonomy places the organism in Eukaryota, Metazoa, Chordata, Mammalia, Carnivora, Felidae. Gene Ontology annotation, biological process: G protein-coupled receptor signaling pathway. Gene Ontology annotation, molecular function: olfactory receptor activity.